Molecule: messenger RNA, 3481 nt
Organism: Cadophora gregata
Lineage: Eukaryota; Fungi; Ascomycota; Leotiomycetes; Helotiales; Ploettnerulaceae
Exons: 1
Coding region: 1170-2120 (316 amino acids)
Source: RefSeq, a predicted model, not a curated record
CUCUUGUGCCCACGCGACAUGUGGGAGUAGAUCCAGGCACAAUCGAGAUAUCCAUCGAUCCUGAAUCCGCCUCCGAAGAUGGACUGUCACCUAUGAAUUACUGGGCUUCUCCGCGCUAUCUGCACCGCUCCAUCUGAUUGUAUUGCGUUCAAUCUCUCGUCAGAGCAACACUUUUCCAGAGUUGCUACGUGUGCGCGGCUAUGAUCAGAGUGUUGAACAUCGGAUCACGUUUCGACCCCCAUAUCACACGUCGAAUUGGGCAAUGCUCAAUGCUUUGCUCGCUAUCUACCGGAGCUCCAGUAAGAAGUGCUCCACAGCUGGAUAAUCGCUAUCUGGAAAUCUUGCGCACUGGGGAGCAGUGUGCUCUCACAUUCAGGCUCACCUGAUUUGGGAAUUAGUCCACAUUUGAGCAACGACGGCACAGCAGGGAAUCAAAACUGCUUUUGGGUAGGCAGCAACUGUGUACCCGGAGCAUCAGUCAAUUUUCAACGGGAACUUAUUAAUAAUGAAUAUCAGCUAUCCGAGUGCCUUCGCAUGUUUCUUUUCUCUCGAUGAUAUCGCAUCUUGUCAUCGACGGGAUCGUGCUUGGUACUUUGGAGUGGGAAGCCGAUCGAUAAUAGCUGCUAAUUCUCGAGUAAGUGACUUUCUCUGGACAGCUCACCAUGUGCCCUCUCGCCCUAGUGUUUGCCCCCAGAGAGUUGUCAGCUUGCCUCCGCCAUUUGAAAGGAACCACCUGAUUUAUCAGUCUUGGCCACCAAACAUUGCGUUCAAGUGCGACGGUCGUUAUCAUGCAUGUCAGUAUCACAAGUGGCGACUGGCUUGACACCUCAGUACGUGUUUCUUGUGUAAAGUAUUCUUGACAAACACAAUAUCGCACUGUUCAGUAUUUCCAAUCAAUGUGGACCGGCGUUCAAAUCACCUCGCACCGGGUGCUGGCACAUCCUCUUGCAGCACAGUGUUUGCGAGCUAGUUGCUCCAUCUUUUAAAAGCGUACAUAUAUCUAUCUACUCAUCACCCAUCGCCCACCGUCUCCAAGUUUUUCCAUUCGAGCAAUACUUGCGACCUGGGCCGUUCCACAAAAUUUGUGUCUUCGUUACCCAAACCGUUGAAGUGAUCAAUAUCAAACAUACACAAGCUUAUGGUCGACCCCGCAAUCUCCAAUAAGAACCAUGUCAGGCGCUAGGAAUUCCCGCUCUGGUUCCAGGUGUCACGGAAGGAGUAGCAAAUCUCACGGCUGUGGUGACUGUCUGGGGGAAUUGGGGCGUGGUGGAAGAGACGGGUAUGGGAGACGGAGUUUGGGGGGUAGAGGUGGAGAGAACAUUGGUUGGGGUCGUCAAGGCGCGGUUCGUCUUGAUGAUCCCCCCCUUCGACGUUCACAGGAUGAGAAUGAUGAUGUUUUGGGGUCGUCAAGAGCAAUGGGCAGGAUGGGUGGAUUGGGAAGCCAAGAUGGAAUUAACCCAUUGGGCAGACGAGGAGGCAUUGAUCCAUUCGGAGGGUUGAGUGGAAUGGGUGCAUUAGGAGGAAUGGGUGGGCUGGGCGGGAUGGGUGGAGGAGAUAUCCUCAGCUACCCGAUGAUGGGCCAAACCCCCCUCGCCUCUGCUCGAGCUACAAUGUUCAACAAUCAACAGCCCUUCGCAGCCAAUCCCAUGCUAGGACUUCACCAGCGGAAUCUGCUCCGUCCAGAACUGAGUAUGGGCAGUCCUUUACAAGAUCGCUUCAUGGAAGAAAGACAAGGUCUAAUGAACCCUCUUGGCCUCGGCAUCAGAUCACCGUCUCUCAGAUCAGGUGGUAGUUUGGACAUGCGUGCCGUGGAUCGGCCAAGCAUGCCUUAUGGGCCAUUCCAAGGCAGUCUGAUGCAGCUACAGAACCAGUAUCCGAACUAUCGUCCUCCUUAUGUUGAGGAUUAUGAAGGGAGUGAGAUAGAAGCUGAAGUGGCGGCUCAUCACGCUGCCAUGCAGAUGCAGAUGAUGAAUGGAGUUGGCGGAAACCCUUUUUUCUAUGACGAUGGCCAAUAUGGAGAUCAUUUUGGUGGGAUGGGGCCUGUGAUGACUGGAGGAAUGGGAGGAGGCAUGAUGCCUGGUGUAGGGGGUGGUAUGAUGGGAGGCAUACCUAGACCAUGAGCAGGUUUGGGGAGAUCUACACUAGUUCCCUAUCAUUGCCAAAAGUCUUGGGCGACAUAAUCAAGCCAUUUAUGUGGUUACAGCCUUCCCCGACGUUGUUAUCAGCAUAUUGAAUAUCUCUUCAUAAACAGACCUGCCUGCCUAGGACCUUCAUACCCUACCUCUCAAUAGACUUAAAUCGCAAUCUUCUCGUGCGUUCUCUCGUCACUUAACAGUCCAGAGGCUACUUUACGAUGAGGCUGGAAAUGGCUGGCUUGCUGACAGUGUCUUGCCCUAAAGCUGGAUAAUAAUCUGCUGGGCUCUUCAAGCGUACCGACUGCAAUGCUAGCCAUGCACUUCCAGGUUCUGUAUUGACAGCAGGACAGUUCAACCCUGGCUCCAAUAGUGUUCGCUGGGUCGGCCGUCAGGCUCAAAGAGUUUCAACAUAUUUAAGUAAUGGAUGCUGAUUUAUAGAAGUUGAUUGGAUCCCUAGAUCUCCGCCAAAUAACAUUAAGAUCAAGGGGAGUGACUUGUCCAACUCACUCCUCUGAAAUGAUUGAGCUGACCAGCCUUGAGUUGUGAAUAAAGAUCUAGACGCAAUGUGGACUAACCACCAUGUGACAGCGCCAGGGAGAAAUAAAUUUGGACAACUUAAGAGUCGAAAAUGAUACCGAAUUUUUGGCUAACCGUUCUUGGCUGCUUCGCUUGAAGGACAAGCAGGAGGUAGAGAAGCCAAUACUGUGAGAAACAGAAACCGAGUCUUUCAGGCAAGCCAAAGACAAAAUAACUAGUUUGAGUGGAACUGAUUGAAGAGACCUUAAUACCAAUAUGGGAUGAAGUACAUCGAUUCUUGAUACCCUCUUGCGCUCUUGGAUGUACUUGCUCUGGUCAUAGGACGCUUUCGCCACAAAACAAGAACAGAGAAAACCGCUCUACAGUAACUCAACAUGUUUUGUGUCAUUAGUCAUCACAAUGUCUACGACUGUUGGAGAGCCAUCACAAGGCCAUCCUUUCCGUUACUCUAUGACGAUAACAGAAGACUCGGAUCUUAAAGACAACACAUCUUCAGACUGCUGUUCGGGGAUAAGUUACUAUCCCUACUCAGAAUGCAUGCGCCACGGGCUUGGCCACCGCUAUUUCUACCCAGCACAGCCCUACAAGUUCGUCGAGAGGCUCCACCAACGACGGUUAUUGGGCUUGGGAGGUAUUGUACCGAAGAUGCAAGAAAGAACAAGAACACCUCGGCGGGGCCGGUACUGUACCUGACCUGGAUUGAGUUGGUUCGCAAUCAUUCACUACGACGUCAGAAUGCUGUGCAUAGAAUGCUCGUGGAAGCUCAGCCAUCCCGGAGCCAGAGCGCACAGCACAGCACAGCACAGCAC